UUUAUAAAAUUAAAGAGUACAAAUCCCUCUUUCCCUCUCCCUCCAUAAUCGAUUUUUCGGCUCUGUGUAUACAAAACCUCCCUCUUUCACUCUUUAAGCAAUUCCCUCUAAAACCUUUGAAACCCCAACAAAUAAAAAUAAUAAUACUUUAAGCCUCUGAACGUGCCUGAAGCGGCAACAUCUUACCAUUGCGAUCUCGACGCGUGAAAAUUAUUAAAAUCCCAUUCUCCUUCUCUCUUCUAUCCUCAUUCAGACCCGCGGGUUAGCUUCAUCUCUCGUUUUCACUUUCUGGAUUUUUUUUGUUUGGUUUUGAUUCUUGUCGAAGAACUGAUUUUUUCGCGAUUCUUCUUAUGGAAUACGAAGUUUGCGAUAGUAGCGGGAUAUUGCUUUGGGUUGGGAGUCUUGCUUGGGACUUGAGAGUGGAGAAGAUGCUUUCAUAUUUUUUUUUAUGGAGAACUAGAGGUGGCAGCCAAAGGACUUCAAUUAGAUGUGCUUAAACCUGCUCCAGCCAAAGUAAGACAGAAUUCUGAAAGCGUUUAAGCUUAUUAUGUUUCUUGCCUCCCUGCUGUAAUUGACCUUGUGAGGUACCGAUGAUGAUCUUCCUCCACAUCAAAAUAGAGUUCAAAGAGGUAGUCGUGUUACUGUAAAUGGACGAUCUGGUGUAGGUUCUGCCUCAUUUUCUAGGAUGCAUAGUGAUAUGGAAGUGCAAAUUCAUCAACUUGAGCGAGAAGCUUAUUGUGCUGUUUUGCGGGCUUUUAAAGCUCAGUCUGAUGCCAUUACUUGGGAAAAGGAAGGUUUGAUAACAGAACUUAGGAAAGAGCUCAGAGUGUCAGACGAUGAACACAGAGAACUUCUAACAAAGGUCAAUGGCGAUGACAUUAUCAAAAGGAUAAGGGAUUGGAGACAGGCAGGUGGACACCAAGCUGCUCGGCUUGCCUCGUCUCAGCCUUCUCAUGACCUGUUAUCCAGCCCUAGUGUUUCUGCAUCCCGCAAGAGACAGAAGAUGUCUCAAUCGCAGGGUCAGCCAUUGCACAGUUUACCCAUGAUAAAUCCAUUGCAGUACCCUGCUGCUGGUGCAGCUGGAAAUAGAUCAUUUAUAAAUCGUUGUUCUUCUGGUGCCAUUUCUGCAAAUGAACCUGCUGAAGGGGCUAAUUCUUUCGUUGGAAGGAAAGUAUGGACAAGAUGGCCUGAAGACAACCAUUUCUAUGAGGCUGUCAUUACUGAUUAUAAUCCUGUAGAGGGCCGACAUGCUUUGGUUUAUGAUAUUCAUACAGCGAAUGAGACUUGGGAAUGGGUAAAUCUGAAAGAGAUUUCUCAUGAAGAUAUCCGGUGGGAUAGUGAUGACCCAGGCGAAUCAUAUCGAGGGGGUCAUGUUGGGCAAGGCCAUGGAGUUAAAAAGCGUUUUGCCCGUGGUGGUCAUACUCCAGGUGCUGGAAGAGGGAGAGGAUCCUCAAAGGGUCAGUUUCAGGGUCAGGGUCAGGGUCAGGGUCAGGGUCAACUUAGAAAAGAAUAUGUGCCAUCACAGAAUAGGAUUGAAAAGAGCAGUUCUGAUGAUAUUGAAUUGCUUAACACAGAGACAUUAGUACAGGAGGUGGAGAAGAUCUUUGAUGCAACAAAUCCAGAUCCCCUGGAGCUCAGUGAGGCAAAGAAAAUGCUGAAAGAACAUGAACAGGCACUAAUUGAAGCAAUCUCAAGGCUUGCAGAUGCAUCCGAUGGGGAAAGUGACGGAGAACAGCUGGUUUCACAUGUACGGUUAAUGGAACAUGAAUGACAGUGGAAACCCCAUCAGGAUACCAACAUCCUCAGGGACGACAAUCAAAGAAAGAACUGGUUGUUUUGAAGUUGAUAUCCCAAUGGUUUGAAGGUCGAGUUGCAACAAAUAAACAAAAAGAUUGGAAGAUGUCACCGAGUUACAAGUUCGUUUUUAAAUUUGUUGGGAUUUUGCCUCUUUGCUGGACAAGAAAAUGGCAACUGUAACAAUGGAGUGCCUGAACUUGUGAUGCACAAUCAUUUGGAACAGAUCUUAGUCGUUUCCUUUAUGUGAAAGGAUGAUCGUUGUAGCCUGAGAACUGAGAUUAUAAUGUAAAAUCGAUUAGCACAGCCCUAACACUGUAAAGAUUAUUUUUCUGGUAAACUUUCUCAGACUGAUUGCUUGGUUGCA
Molecule: messenger RNA, 2161 nt
Organism: Mangifera indica (mango)
Lineage: Eukaryota; Viridiplantae; Streptophyta; Magnoliopsida; Sapindales; Anacardiaceae
Product: protein EMSY-LIKE 1
Exons: 12
Coding region: 686-1771 (361 amino acids)
Biological process (GO): defense response to fungus
Cellular component (GO): nucleus
Source: RefSeq, a predicted model, not a curated record